Molecule: messenger RNA, 1616 nt
Organism: Schistosoma turkestanicum
Lineage: Eukaryota; Metazoa; Platyhelminthes; Trematoda; Strigeidida; Schistosomatidae
Source: the annotation of a GenBank genome assembly
CUUGUCUUAAUGCAUGAUUUUUAUUAUCCAUAGAUAGUAUCGUCAUUGGAUUCAUUCGUUUAGAAAAUGUACACCCACCUACUCUUAUCUCGAAUGAAUAAGAUGUAAUAAAAACACACACACACACACACAGAGAUUUUAUUAGCAUUGAACAUAGAGAAUGUUUUAAAAGUAUCCACUUCACAUUAGUGUGUGUAGAAUUAGUUUCACACGAUAAUCAUUAGCCAUACACUUCCAUUAUGAUGAAAAUUUUGGGCAUUUGUCUUAUUGUUUCAUUGUUAUUCAUUGGAAUAAAUUGUAUGAAAAAUAAAAAAGUCAAAUGUUAUCGAUGUUCAGAUUGUCCAAAUCCAUUCGAUAAAACUCAAGUCAUUGAAUUAGCCAAUUGUAAUUUUUGUCGAACAGUGUACACUUAUCGUGAUGAAGAUAAUUAUCGAAUUGCCAAAGAUUGUGUAGCAAGUUGUGUUCCACAAGAUCGUCGUGGUGGUAAAGCUGGUCUAGUGACUGAAUGCUGUGAUGAAGAUUAUUGUAAUGCCUCAGUGAAACUUUAUUCUGCAUCAUUUCUAUGGAUGAUAACCAGUUUGACAAUAUUGAUUACUUAUUAUGCUAAUAAAUUGAUCUGUUGAAUUUGAAGCCUCUCUCUCUCUCUGUCUGUUUGGAAUUCAUUUCACCUAUUUGAAAUUGUUCUAAUGCGUUUAUCUCAUAAUUCGCAUAAAUUUAUUUGUUUAGAUUUGUGUUUAUACCGAUCACAUCAGUAAAUAACUAGAUGUCAUUGUUGUUUCUUUAGUCGUUCUACGCCAACUUCUCUUAUCCCUACUUUAUUAUCCAUAUGUCAAUGUACAAUCUGAAUGAAUUCAGAUUUUUAAAAAAAAUGAUUGAUUUCUGUUGUUUUUAUUAAUGAACUAUGUAUCACAAAUAUAAAAGAAUCUAGUGUUUUUUUAUUUUAUUGUGUGUAAUAAUAUCUUGUUUUAAUGCACUUUUUGUGUAUUGAUCAAUUAUCAAUUAUCACUGAUCACAUUGUAAUAUGUUUUGUUCUUCAAUAUUGAUUCUUAAUAUUUACGUCUAUUAUUAAUAUUACUAUUAUUAUUACUAUCAUUAUUAUCACUGAUAUAAUGAAAGUUUGAGAUUCUGCUUUUUUUUUCUUUCAUUGUCAACUACCUAUUUUGCUUCAUUUUUGAUAUACUACUUAUUUGAAUGGUGCAUUCUAUCCAUAGGUUGCAAUAUUUUAUUCUUGUGGUUUUGUAUCAUUGAGAAGGAAAGUGUUUUUACUUGUUUUGUAGGGAACUACUAAUACACAAUGAUGUAAUGCCUAUCUUUUUUGUUCUCGUCUAUAUAUGUAUACGUAUAUUGUGUAUGUAUGUAUUGCAAGUUUUAGCUUAAUCAAUCACACACAAUAGAGUGUAUUCAUGAAAAAUCGACUUCAGGUUGGAAAUUUUUUUUUUGGUACUGACUGACUGAUAUUUUACUUUUGCGUUGUAUGUUAAUUUUUAACAGAAAUUAAAUGAAUUUUCAUGUUUUUCCUAAAAUAAAUGAUAUAUAUUUAUAUAUAAAUGGUUGAUGCAGUUUUUUUCCCUUUUAUCAAUCUAAAUAAAGCUCGAUCGUUUGUUGUUAGCGAGUUG